Molecule: messenger RNA, 1499 nt
Organism: Dendrobium catenatum
Lineage: Eukaryota; Viridiplantae; Streptophyta; Magnoliopsida; Asparagales; Orchidaceae
Product: trihelix transcription factor ASIL1
Exons: 2
Coding region: 220-1107 (295 amino acids)
Cellular component (GO): nucleus
Molecular function (GO): transcription cis-regulatory region binding
Source: RefSeq, a predicted model, not a curated record
CCAGUCCCACACCCGUUCCGCUUCCGUUCUUCUCUCCGCUUUAAUCCAACUAUUCUGUAGUCAGAUUCCAUUCCCGCUUGCUAAGAUGGCAUUUCUCCAACUCCCCGCCAUGGAUUAUCCGUUCCUGCUCUGUUAAAUUCUCCACCAGUCGCCAAAACUAUGAUCUCUUUUCAAGCAUGAGCUCCCCUGUUCGGUACAAAAUCCGCGCUCUGCAUCGCCAUGGACGGCGCCUUCCUCCACGCCAGCAAGGGUAAGAGGGAUGAGUGGAGUGAGGGCGGGGUUCUAUCGCUCUUAGAGAUCUAUGAAUCCAAGUGGCUAAUUCGUAACCGCGCCAAACUGAAAGGCAGUGAUUGGGAAGACAUCGCCCGCCAGGUCUCGAUCCGAUGCUCCACCUCCAAUGCUCUCAAGACACCCAGCCAGUGCAAGAACAAGAUCGAGUCCAUGAAGAAACGGUACCGUGCCGAGGCUGCCGCAGCAGCUGAAAAUCCUAGCUCGUGCUCUUCCUGGCAGUUCUUCACUCGCAUGGAUGGAUUGCUCAAGGGCGCUUCUCAUUGCCCUAGCACGCCGAAAUCCGAUAAUAAUCGAAAAAACAACUUCGAUUCGGGGGUUCCUGCUAAGGUGGAAGAGGUUGAUGUGGAGGUGGGUGGUGGGAAUUUGCAUGAAAGCCACCGGGAACACGGAUCCAAUAGUUCGGCAAAAGGUUUUGGUGGACAGAAAAUGAAUGAUGAGAUGAAGGAGAGUAGAGGGAGUGAUGGUGAUGUUAGUACUUCAAGGUUAAAGGAGGUGGUGGGGGAUGGUAGAAUUUCGAAAAAGAGAAGGGGAUUGGGAAAUGAGAUCGCAGAGAGCAUUCAGUUUCUAGCUCAUUCCAUAUUAAAGAUUGAGCAGGGAAGGAUGGAACUGUUUAAGGAUUCUGAGAAGCUUAGGGCGGAGGCGGAGAUUAAGAAAUGGGAGAUGGAGCUAAAGAGGACAGAGAUUAUUUCGAAAACACAGUUACAAAUUGCUAAACUAGCCAUGAAGAGGUUAUAUGGGAAGAACAAUGGACAGGAUGGCUCCCCUUUGAAGACUGAGCUUGAUAUGCUGUCAAGGAGGGAAGUAACGGGCGACUAACAGCAACAAACCAUUUGUGCUUUUACCAUUGAAGAUUUCUGCCAUUUCUUUUGAAGUUUGCUGAGCCUUUCUCUACUUAUCAUGUAAGUGUGAAUCUUCACAUGGUUAUAGUUGUUACCCGGGCUACAAGUAUAGUAUGCAGAGGAUAAGUCUUAUUGCUGUGCAUGUCCAUGUUAUUUUCUAUGGAAGACAAUCCAAAAUUAUCAAAUUUUGGCAUUAUGCAGCAACAAAUCCCUUAUCUUGGAAGGGGAUAACUUGACAAAAGUAGAAUUGACCAGCACUAUAUCAAUUGUCAAAGGCUUCUGCAAUGGGCCAUUGUAAGACUAUAUGGCUUUAUAAAAUCAUUCUACUAUUAAAAAAUAAAGCUAUUCUGGACUGUGGAUUUGCUAAAA